ACAUUAAACAUGAUGACACUACACCACUAGUAGAGUGUAGAAUGUUGAGUAUAGUUUGAAAUUUGUAAUCCCAAAGUAUAAAUACAGAGCAAAAGUAUGAAUCCGCAAUGACUUCAACCUUCAUCAAAGGUUAAAUCCAAAGAAACACUCGUCAUAAAAAUAAUCUUCUUUAUCUAGAAUCUAGAUACCUCUUGAACAUUAUAAUUUGAUAUAGAACUUACAAGUAUCUCUCCUUUGUCCUCCCAAAUUUGUCCAUUUGUCAUCCUUUUCUUUCACUUGGAUGUUCUUUCCAUUGUUUUUCACAAAUCUUGUCAUCUUCUUCUGACACCCACCGCCUCUGUUUUUCCUUUCUUUACCCCACGUUCUUUUCUUCUUAUUAAAUUAUUAAUACCCAUCUUCUUAUUUUUCUGGGGAAGAACAAAGAUUCAAUCUUUUCUGCUAUUUUUCAAGUUAAAGAUUCAAUUUUUUCUAUUUUAAAGGUUUUUUAGGCCCUCUUUUUUUAAUUUUUGUUGGGUAAUUUCAGUAGUUAUGGCGGGAAAGGGAAAGGAUGAUACUCAAUUUUCAAUGGAAGAUGAAAAUGAUUUAGAAGAUCAUAAAGUUGAUGCUAAUGGGGUUCUCCUUAGUUGUAGUGGUGAUGAUAAUGAUGAUGAUGAUGAUGAUGAUGUUGAUCUUAUUGAUGACGACGAUGAAGAUAAAAAUGAAAUGUUUGUUUCUCAAAAUUGGCCUCAAAGUUUCAGAGAGACGACAGACUCUUAUACGCUUGCUGCAUCCCCGGGAUUUGGAUUGCUUGGUCGCACUCCAAGCAUGCUUAGCAUGCGCAGCAAAAGUAACUUAGAUGUUGAUGGAAAUAGAGCUCUUUUGCUUCCUGAGUAUGGGAGCAGGUACAAGAAAGAAGAAUAUGACAAGUUAUCUAAAGGGUCAUCAAGGAUAUCUAAUUUAAAAUCAUUGUACGAAGAUCUUGGCGGAGAACUACCACUUGGCCAACAAUGCACCUUUACUCAAACUGUAUUCAAUGGGUUAAACGUGAUGGCCGGAGUGGGGCUUUUAUCUACUCCAUAUACUAUAAAAGAAGCUGGCUGGCUGAGCCUCGUAUUCUUAUUCCUCUUUGCAAUAGUAUGUUGUUAUACGGCCUCUCUUAUGAGACAUUGCUUUGAAAGUAGAGCCGGGAUUAUAACUUACCCUGACAUUGGUGAAGCCGCAUUCGGGAAAUAUGGACGUUUAUUUCUAUCUAUUGCCUUGUAUGUGGAGCUAUAUUCAUAUUGUGUCGAAUUCAUUAUUUUGGAGGGAGACAAUCUUUCUCGGCUAUUUCCUGGGGCGGACUUACAUUGGGGUGGUUUUAACCUCGACUCUACACAUAUGUUUGCAUUGCUAACCGUCCUUAUUGUUCUACCAACAGUUUGGUUGAAGGAUCUACGAGUAAUUUCUUACCUUUCAGCUGGUGGAGUUAUUUCGACAGUGUUGAUUGUGUUUUGUAUUCUGCUUCUUGGAACGGUGGAUGGAAUUGGCUUUCAUCACACGGCAAAAGUUGUGAACUGGAAUGGAAUUCCAUUUGCUAUUGGCGUGUAUGGAUUCUGUUAUUCAGGUCAUGCAGUUUUCCCAAACAUCUAUCAGUCGAUGGCUAACAAGAAACAGUUUACGGCAGCGCUAAUGAUCAGUUUUUCUUUGUGUGUUCUGAUCUAUGGAAGUGUCGCUGUUAUGGGAUAUCUCAUGUUUGGACAAGGCACAUUAUCUCAAAUUACUCUAAACAUGCCAAAAGAUUCCGUUGCUUCUAAUGUCGCCCUCUGGACAACCGUGAUCAACCCAUUUACAAAAUAUGCGUUGCUGAUGAACCCACUAGCUCGAGGUUUAGAAGAGUUGUUGCCUCCCCAUAUCGCGAACAGCAACUGGUGUUUCUUCACCCUAAGGACCAUUCUUGUCGUUUCCACACUUUGUGUAGCUUUCCUUGUUCCCUUUUUCAGUCUUUUGAUGGCAUUGAUCGGUUCACUUUUGAGCAUACUUGUGGCUGUAAUCGUUCCAGCAGUGAGUUUUUUAAAAAUUGUGGAUAAGAAGGCAACAAGGAUGCAGGUGAUAGUUAGCUAUGCGAUUGUCGUGUUCGGUGUUAUCAGCGGAAUCAUGGGCACUUAUUCUUCGGUUAAAAGCAUUAUCGAGAGUUACUGAUAUAUUGAACUGGCGAAUUGAUUCAUACUAGCUGCUUAUGUAUUCAUUCAUGAACUCGAACGAUUUGUUCGAUUGAUCGUAUACUUAUUAGGGGUAGUUAGGUUGCGUAUUAUAAAUUGCUCCAUACCCUACGUUAUCGAACUACAAUCUAGAUGGCUGUUGAUGUUUAUUGUAAAAUCAUAUAUAGAAAAUAGUUCACAGUUGUUAUGACACAAAACUGGCUGCAUCUUUCCCUGGAACACAAGUUAAGAGUUUCCGGUAUUUUUUGUAUGCCUA
Amaranthus tricolor (Joseph's coat) is the source of this 2433-nucleotide messenger RNA. RefSeq names its product amino acid transporter AVT1A. The record is from RefSeq and is a predicted model, not a curated record. NCBI's taxonomy places the organism in Eukaryota, Viridiplantae, Streptophyta, Magnoliopsida, Caryophyllales, Amaranthaceae. Gene Ontology annotation, cellular component: plasma membrane. The transcript is spliced from 12 exons. Bases 529 to 2157 code for a protein of 542 amino acids.